AUGAGUACACUGAUUGCAGACCGCCCCUUUGAUUGCCCGGCGGCCGACGCCUGGGUCUGCGCAGGCGCCCGCCGCCAAGGCGCUGCAAGCCGGGGAGAAGCCGGGAAGCGGUCCACUAUGAGCGGCCUGACACAGAGCAUCCGGGAGGUGCUGAAGGCCAUGGCCAAUGUGCGUGGCUUUGAUAGAGUUUUGGAAAAGGGUGAAAAGCAACAGAAUCAUCACAGGUAUAAAAUUCUUAAUGUCUUUCUUGUGGAAGGCUCCAUAAAGGCCACUGUGACUGUUGUCUCUUCUGCUCCUGGGAAAGUGGUUUGUGAAAUGAAAGUAGAAGACCAGCAUACCAACAAGAUGGGCACUCUGCAUGGUGGUCUGACAGCCACCUUAGUGGAUAACAUAUCAACACUGGCCCUGCUGUGCACAGAAAGGGGAGCCCCGGGAGUCAGUGUCGAUAUGAACAUAACGUACAUGUCACCUGCUAAAAUAGGAGAAGAUGUAGUGAUCACAGCGCACGUCCUGAAGCAAGGAAAGACCCUGGCUUUUGCCUCUGUGGAUUUGACCAACAAGGCCACUGGAAAGUUAAUAGCACAAGGCAGGCACACAAAACACCUGGGAAACUGA
Molecule: messenger RNA, 615 nt
Organism: Chrysochloris asiatica (Cape golden mole)
Lineage: Eukaryota; Metazoa; Chordata; Mammalia; Afrosoricida; Chrysochloridae
Gene: ACOT13
Product: acyl-CoA thioesterase 13
Exons: 5
Coding region: 1-615 (204 amino acids)
Molecular function (GO): fatty acyl-CoA hydrolase activity
Source: RefSeq, a predicted model, not a curated record